Engraulis encrasicolus (European anchovy) is the source of this 1810-nucleotide messenger RNA. RefSeq names its product ribosomal RNA processing 36 (gene rrp36). Gene Ontology annotation, biological process: maturation of SSU-rRNA from tricistronic rRNA transcript (SSU-rRNA, 5.8S rRNA, LSU-rRNA). The transcript is spliced from 8 exons. Gene Ontology annotation, cellular component: nucleolus; 90S preribosome. The coding region runs from base 169 to 1329 and encodes 386 amino acids. The record is from RefSeq and is a predicted model, not a curated record. NCBI's taxonomy places the organism in Eukaryota, Metazoa, Chordata, Actinopteri, Clupeiformes, Engraulidae.
CCUAUUGGUCAUACAUAGUUAACACAGAAUACUACAACCAAGGCUGGCGCAUGCGCAGCCACGCAGCAAACACAACAACACACGUGGGUAGCUAGCAAACUUGCUAUCAGCUUGAGGCUGGAGUAACCCAUGCGAUCAUGAUACAAUAAAACAUUUUCUAGAUUUACAAUGUCUUUCAAGAAAAAGGACAAAACCGUCCCCUUCAAAACUUCAAACCAGGGCGCAGCAAUGAAACCAAAACAGAAGUCGAAAAAGUUCCCGGGUGGAGUCCCGGAUGAUUCGAGCGAGGAGGAUGACGAGGAGAUGGAGAGGAACUUUGCUCUGCUCAGUCAAAAGCACGCGCAGUGGAACUCCAAGGAGAAACAAGAACACGGCGAUGAUGAUGAUGAUGGCGAGGAAGAUGUAGAAGAUGAAGAGGAAGCGGAGGAGGAGGAGGAUGAGGAUGACAGCGAAGAGGGUGAAGAGGAUGCUGAAGUAGAGAUGGAGCAGGAGGAAGAAGAGGGGGAUGAUAGUGAUGCAGUUGAAGGAGAAGAUGGACAGACAGGAGAGGCAGAUGCAGGUGACGAUGAUGACGAGGAGGAAGAGGAGGGGGAGGAAGACGAUGACAGCUCGGAUGAGGAACCGGAGGAACAGCCCACGGAGAUGUCAAAACGCCAGGGACAGUCUGAAGAUGAUGUCAAAAGAGAGCUGUCCACCAUGUCCUUUGAGGAGCUGAUGCAGCUCCAAAACCGCGUGGGCACCAAGGCCUACAACAAGGUGGCGUACGGCACGGACGCGGCCCAGAACAGGAAACGACCCGACCAGAUGAAACGCCUCAGCAGACACAAGCCACAGGAGAUUUCAUCUAAGCAGCGCGUGCCUUUCCUCCGAAAAGUUGUACCUGUCAAGAAACAGAUACUGCGUGAUCCCCGGUUUGACGAUCUCUCCGGUGAAUACAAGCCAGAGAUCUUCUCUGAGACCUACAAGUUCAUCAAUGACAUCCAGGACCGGGAGAAGAAGCUGGUGAAGAAGAACUUGAACAAGGUGAAAUCAGAAACCAGGAAGGAAGAACUGAAAUUCCUGCUUAAGAGAAUGGAGAACCAGGAGCGCGAGCGCAAGCGUAAGGAGCAGCAGCGGGAGAAGGAGGUGCUGUUCAAGAAGAAGCAGAGGGAGCUGGUGGGCCAGGGCAGCCGGCCCUUCUUCCUCAAGAAAUCCGACAAGAAGAAGUUGGAGCUGGCAGAGAAGUUCCGGGACCUGAAGAAGAGCGGCAAGCUGGACCACUUCAUGACCAAGAAGAGGAAGCGCAAUGCCACCAAGGACCGCAGGAGGCUGCCCAAGAAGCAGCACUAACCAAUCACAGAGCACGGCUGAGACACUCAGGACUCUGAUUGGACAGUUGUGGUGGUGUCUCUUAACUUCUUUUGAAUGGCCAAGAAGAGGAGAUGUGACUCUGCCAAGGACCGCACCAUCAGCUCAAGAGCCGCUAGUCCACUGGCCAAUCAGAGCGAGAAGGUGGGACUUAGUCACUGAUGUUCUGGACUCUGAUUGGGACAUUGUGGAGACAUUUGAUUUCUCCUGAAUGGACAGACUUGAGAAACAUUUGUGAUGUUUUCUUCGGAUGUACUGCGCAUAAGAUUGAUGAGGUCUGUGAACUGCUUUGAUCAGAAUCAUGUGCACAGAUGUUAUGCUGCUCAUCAGACACAUUUUGGUUGUUGUUUUUUUUUACAUUGUUUGUACAUGUACAGUGAAUCCAUACAAUUAGCUGCCAAUGCAAACAGUGUUUUUAAACAUGGAAAUUCUGUUCUUUUAAAUAAAAAGGAUAUCUCGUAUA